Molecule: messenger RNA, 1728 nt
Organism: Colletotrichum gloeosporioides
Lineage: Eukaryota; Fungi; Ascomycota; Sordariomycetes; Glomerellales; Glomerellaceae
Product: putative sterigmatocystin biosynthesis P450 monooxygenase
Exons: 4
Molecular function (GO): oxidoreductase activity, acting on paired donors, with incorporation or reduction of molecular oxygen; iron ion binding; heme binding
Source: RefSeq, a predicted model, not a curated record
GCACGCGGUGUCGGACUUACCACACGCUCCGAUAACGAGUUGGGGUACUACGUAACUUUGGUCCCCGAUUGGCACGACUCCUCAACUCAAUGUGAUAAGCCUCACACAACACGGAACGAGCGUUUUAUGAUGGCACCAAUUUCUGUUACCGUGGCACUGGCCAUACUCGGGGUUUUCUUGGCCAAACAACUCAUCUUCAAUUCACUUCUGCUGAGUCCCUUGAGGCAUGUACCGGGGCCGAAGUCGUUUGCGUUGACGAAAUGGCGACUAGCCUUCGAAGACUGGAGGGGAACCCGAACGCGCACGAUCCAUCGAUUGCAUCAGAAAUACGGUCCGGCCGUCCGAAUCGGACCCGACGAAGUUUCUUUCAAUAGUUUGAGUGCUCUCCGGACCAUCUACGGACCCGGAAGCAGGUAUGGCAGGACUUCCUUCUACCGGAUGUUUGAUGUCUACGGCCGGCAGAAUCUGUUCACUUUCCACUCAACCCAGAAGCACGGAGAACGCAAAAGACUUCUUGCCCAUGCUUACUCGAAGACGAACAUCCUCAAAGUCCCAGUUUCCACCAUGAUAGAGGAGAAGACAAGGCAAUACAUGUCUCUGGUUGCGCAGGAACCUCGCCUCAUUAGCGAAACAUUCAGAACUCUGCACUACUACUCGCUGGAUAGUAUCACGGCAUUCAUAUACGGAAGGCAUGGCUCGACAUCUGCCUUGCAAGGCUUCAAGACGGACCAGGCCCUGCUUGAGGAUAUCCUCAAUCCAGCCCGGCGGCGGCUUUCUUGGUUCGCGGUACACCUUCCAUCGCUGACAAAAUGGCUGUACACUCGGACGCAUACGAUGGAGCGCAUGGUUGUGCCAGUUCUUCCCAUGGCGAAGCCAGCCACUUACACCGGCAUCCGAAAGUUUGCCCUGGAAGCAUAUGAGCAGUCUCGGAAAGCAGCUCUAGCAGCCAACAACUCCGACGGAAAGAAUGAGGACGACGCGACAUGCUGUAUAGUCGAUCGCCUUGCGUUGCAACGCAAACUAGGUACGAUGGACGACCUCGACAUAGCCUCAGAGUGUGCGGAUCACUUUCUGGCUGGCAUCGAUACCACAAGUGACACGCUGAUGUACCUCAUUUGGGCACUAUCACGUAAAGAGCAUCGCGUAUGCCAGGACAAACUGAGAAAUGAAGUCCUCAACUUACCCCCGGACUCCCUGAAUGAUCACGGGUUGCCAAAGGCCGAGGCGAGCGAUAAAUGCCAGUACCUCAACGCUAUCAUCAAAGAGACACUGAGAUUGUACGCUCCUCUUCCCGCUUCUGAGCCUCGUUCACUUGAGACCGAGUCAGAUGUCGACGGUUACACGAUUCCGGCGCAUGUCACAGUCAGCAUGUCACCCUAUAGUCUCCACCGCAACCCGGAAGUAUUUGAAGAGCCUCUGAGAUUCAAUCCUGAUCGAUGGUUAGGACCUAAAGCGGCGGAGAUGAACCGCUGGUUUUGGGCUUUCUCCAGCGGCGGCCGCAUGUGUAUCGGCUUGCAUCUCGCAAUGGCCGAAAUGACGACAUUGGUAGCUGCAAUAUAUCGCACGUACACGACCUCGGUUGUCCCCGAAUUUGACGAUUUCAGUCCUGGAAUUACAUCUCGGUUUGAAUUGUUCUUUGACGACCAGUUCACCAAAGUCAUGGAACACAAUUGCCCCAUCAAUUUUUCGACCGCAACUGAUGCGCCAUUGAAGUCAGAAGCUGUCUAA